Oncorhynchus keta (chum salmon) is the source of this 3699-nucleotide messenger RNA. Its product is annotated as dual serine/threonine and tyrosine protein kinase. NCBI's taxonomy places the organism in Eukaryota, Metazoa, Chordata, Actinopteri, Salmoniformes, Salmonidae. Gene Ontology annotation, biological process: protein phosphorylation. The coding region runs from base 166 to 2982 and encodes 938 amino acids. The transcript is spliced from 15 exons. Gene Ontology annotation, molecular function: ATP binding; protein kinase activity. The record is from RefSeq and is a predicted model, not a curated record.
CCCAUUCACUCCUUGAAGAUGUGCGCGCCUUGUCCCAGAAUGCCCAGAAUGCACCGCGCGGGCGUUAAUACCAAUCGAAUGGAGUUUACAAUUUAUUUUCUUAAAAGUAUCUCUGGUUAGACAUCAAAUUAGCAGGAUCUCGGUAGAUAGCACCAGUUAAAAAAAAUGCUCGAGGGAGCUCACGUAAUGACGUCGGUUGGGACUCGAAUUGCCAUGGAGGGGAUCGGUGGCGGAAAUUUGCAGAAAGUAACUCCUUUAGCUCGAGAAUUAACCCGGAUCUUGAACGGCUACAAUAAACACUCCAUACAACUAAAAAAUAAUCUGAAAGAGACCAACGCAUUUUUUCGGGAAAUAAAACAGAACUACAGUAAUGCCUGCGCAUCGGCCGCCAGCUCCGAGGCAGCUGCUCUGGAGGCAGGUCAGCUGAGCUACAUCUUUUUCCCCCGGCAUGAAGAGGAGUUCCUGCACAGCAGCGUGGGCAGCGCCCCCUACAUCCUGGUUCUUGGCCAGGACUGUGCCGCACGCUACCAGCUGCUCAACUGCCUGCUGGGGGAGCGGCUCCUGCCCCUAGGUCCCGUGGCGGGCGAGGCCUGCAAUGGCGUUCAUGGCACUGCCUGCAAGAGGAGGAAGCUGUGCUUCACCCACGGGCGCCAGACGCGGCUCAGCCUGGCACUGCCCGGCCAGUAUGAGCUGGUGCACCAGCUGGCGGCCCACUGUGGGCGCUGGGAUACGGUGCCCAGAGAGGAUCUGGAGAUCCAGGAGGAAUGUGAGGACCCCGCCCACAGACUAGCCGAGCUGGAGAUCACCCUGCACCACCCUCUGCUACAGGAGGCGAAAAUCAUGGUGGUGCCAUGCCCCAGUGUCCAGCCCAUCGAGGAGGCCCUGGAGGACUGCACGCGUAACGUGGUUCCCAUCAUACUCUAUGCGCUCAACCAGGACACCCUCACUGCCGAACAGGUGGCCGAGCUUAGGAAAGUCAAAGAUACACUCUCCUUCCCCAUCUUCUUCAUCCGUAUCCCAGCCGAGGCCUCCCCCGAGCCCAGCCGGCGCCUGGAGAGGGAGAAGAGCCCCCUUUACAAGCAACUGCUGUCCCUAGGCUUUCUCAGUACCCCAGUAGGGAACUGUUCCUGCGGAGCCCCCUCCCAGACGCCCAGCCUGGCCACCAAGCCCCAGAGUGUACUGGGGGAGGCCUUUGAGAGGCUACACCGCCUCCUGGUGCCCUUCACCCGCCAGGUGCUCCACUUCCAGCAUGUGGAGGCUGCUAACCUGCUCAACGGGGUGCACUGCCGCUGCCUCGACCUCUUCAUCAACCAGGCCUUUGACAUGCAGAGGGACCUGCAGAUCACGCCGCGGCGGCUGGAGUACACGCGGGAGAAGGAGGGCGAGUUGUUCACCUCCCUGAUGGCCAUUGCCAACCGCAAGCAGGAGGAGAUGAAGGAGAUGAUCGUGGAGACGCUGAGCAGCAUGAAGGAACAGCUGCUGGAGGAUGCUGCCAACCUGGAGUUCACAGACCUCAUAGUGGCGACCAAUGGAGAGCCUGUUACUUCAAAGGUUAUAAAAUCCUGCAUCCACCAGAUCCAGGAGCUGAUAGUUGUGAGGUUAAACCAAGCGGUGGCCAACAAGCUGAUCAGCUCUGUGGACUACCUGAGGGAGAGCUUUGUAGGAACCCUUGAGCGCUGUCUAAACAGCCUGGAGAAGUCCAACAUGGAGUCUUCCGUCCACAACGUCACCUCCAACCACCUCAAACAGAUCCUUAACGCUGCCUAUCACGUGGAGGUGACCUUCCAUUCAGGAUCCUCUGUUACGAGACUUGUCUGGGAGCAGAUCAAACAAAUCAUCCAGAGGAUAACGUUUGUGAACCCUCCUGCCAUCACACCAGAGUGGAAGAGAAAUGUGGCCCAGGAUGCCAUAGAGAGCCUGAGUGCUGCCAAGCUGGCGAAGAGUAUCUGCUCCCAGUUCAGAACACGCCUCAACAGCUCCCACGACGCUUUUGCUGCCUCCCUGCGACAGCUGGAGGAAGGUCACACGGGGCGGUUGGAGCGUACUGAGGACCUGUGGCUGCGUGUGAGGAAAGACCACGCCCCACGGCUGGCCCGCCUGUCUCUGGAGAGCCGCUCCCUCCGGGACGUGCUGUUGCAUGGCAAGCCCAAGCUUGGCCGAGAGCUGGGGCGGGGUCAGUAUGGAGUGGUCUAUCUGUGUGACAGCUGGGGGGGACGCUACCCCUGCGCUCUGAAGUCUGUGGUACCGCCCGACGACAAGCACUGGAACGAUCUGGCUCUAGAGUUUCACUACACGAGGUCCCUCCCUAAACAUGAGCGUCUGGUGGAUCUCCACGGCUCGGUGAUUGACCACACUUACGGUGGGGGCUCCAGCAUUGCUGUGCUGCUCAUAAUGGAGAGGCUUCACAGAGACCUCUACACAGGCUUGAAGGCUGGUUUAUCACUAAAGGAGAGACUCCGGAUCGCUCUGGACGUGGUGGAAGGCAUUCGCUUCCUGCAUGGUCAGGGGCUUCUACACCGAGACAUUAAACUAAAGAAUGUUCUAUUGGACAAGCAGAACCGGGCCAAGAUCACAGACCUGGGCUUCUGUAAGCCAGAGGCCAUGAUGUCUGGCAGCAUCGUAGGAACCCCCAUCCACAUGGCCCCAGAGCUCUUUACAGGAAAGUAUGAUAAUUCUGUGGAUGUCUAUGCCUUUGGAAUCCUGUUCUGGUAUCUCUGCACUGGCUCUGUCAAACUCCCAGAGUCCUUUGAGAAAUGCUCCAGCAAGGACCAGUUGUGGAAUAACGUUAAAAAAGGCGCGAGGCCCGAGCGGUUGGCCAGCUUUGAUGAGGAAUGCUGGCAGCUGAUGGAGGCCUGCUGGAAUGGAGACCCUUCCCAGAGGCCCCUGCUCGGCAUCGUAGAGCCCAGCCUGCAAAGCAUCAUGGUACGGCUUUGUAAAUGUGGCUCGCAUCAGAAAAGCAGCAGCCUGGAGGACUCAAACUGACACAAUCGGACCAGACUGUUGCGAAGGAUUAUGGUCAAAAGAAAAGUAAUUUGUUGUAUUUAUGAAAAGAAAAUGAAAAAAAAAAGAUAUGACCAAGACAGUUUCCUCUUCCUUUAAAGGAGUUAAAUAUACAGUAUUUAAGAUGAACUGAAACCGGACAAACAUGUCCACAUGUUUAUGUCGUGUGUAUUUGUAUAGUACAAACUGUCUAGCGUACACUAUGCUUUCCUCCAUGCUAAUUGCUAUUUGGUUAUAGAAUUGUUACUAGAUAUGAAAUGUUUAAAAAUAUAUAUUUUAGAUUGUAUUAAUUGAAUUCCUGCAUCUAUGCAAUUCCAACUUUUUUUAAAUAAAUGAUUUUGACAAAAUAAUCAAUUUUUGCUUCACUCUUUACAUAGGGUUCUGCUGUAUUUAUGAAGAUGCUGACAUGGAAUUUUUGCUAUUUGACUCUGGAUAUUUUUUUAAUACUUAAUGGGUGAAGACCACCUUAGUGUGGUCUAAAUGUAUGCUCUAGUCCUGUAAUUGGAACAAUGUGUCCCUCUCGCAUUGUGUGGGAGCUGUAGCCCAUUGAGGAAAUACUCAGUGCAAGUUAACAUUGUGUUUUGGUUGCAGUUCAGCAUUCUACUACACAGUUCGAUACAAAUUCUUGGGCUAUAUGUGACCUCCAUGGAAUGCUCUUAUUAGCCUAUUUCCCCGGAAAUAAAACAAUACCACAUUGAA